This is a messenger RNA of Oncorhynchus nerka (sockeye salmon), 3064 nucleotides long. Its product is annotated as glycerol-3-phosphate acyltransferase 3-like. Gene Ontology annotation, biological process: triglyceride biosynthetic process. Bases 119 to 1210 code for a protein of 363 amino acids. Gene Ontology annotation, molecular function: glycerol-3-phosphate O-acyltransferase activity. The transcript has 12 exons. Gene Ontology annotation, cellular component: endoplasmic reticulum. The record is from RefSeq and is a predicted model, not a curated record. Lineage: Eukaryota; Metazoa; Chordata; Actinopteri; Salmoniformes; Salmonidae.
GGAUAAUCCCUAUUGUGGUUAGCUUCACACAUAGUCGUAUGAGUUCUACAAUAGGGAAGGGCAUGGUAACAUGGACUGGAGUUUGACAGGGUGACAUACUGUAGAGAGGUCUGUAGCGAUGGAGGAUUUCUGGGUGGUGGUCCUGGCAGGGCUGAAGGUGUGGGUCUACCUCAUUGUGGCUCUUCUCAUGGUGCCUGCCAUGUUUGGCUUCUCCCUGGGCAUCUCUGAGACAUACAUGAAGAUCCUGGUCAAAACCCUUGAGUGGGCCACGUUGAGGAUCCAGACAGUCAACAAAGAGCAGCAUAUAAUCGAAUCCUCCUCAUCCAACGGCCUCAUCCAGAGGGAUGAUGGUUCUAUGGAGGAGGCGCUUGGGGAGUUGAGGCGCAGUCGCCCUAAACCACCAGUAGGAGGGGACUUCACACUCAGCGACUGUUUCUACUUCUACAGACGAGGCAUCGAGGACAUCGUAGAGGAUGAGGUGACCCAGCGGUUUUCGUCAGAGGAGCUGGUGUCGUGGAACCUGCUAACUCGCACCAACAUCGACUUCCAGUACAUCAGCCUCAAACUGACUAUGGUCUGGGGCCUGGGCGUGUUCAUACGCUACUGCAUCCUGGCUCCACUCAGGAUCACGCUGGCAUCUAUAGGCCUGACCUGGCUGGUGAUAGGAACCACUGCUGUAGGAUUCCUCCCCAACUGGAGGCUGAAGUCCUGGCUGAGCGAUUGGGUCCAUGUGAUGUGCUACAGGAUCUGUGCCCGAGGCCUCUCCUGCACCAUCCACUACUAUAACAAAGAAAACAGACCCAGAAAAGGAGGAAUCUGUGUGGCCAAUCACACCUCCCCGAUUGAUAUCGUAAUUCUCUGCAACGAUGGGUGUUACGCCAUGGUGGGCCAGUCACAUGGUGGUCUGAUGGGAGUGCUGCAGAGGGCCAUGGCCAGGUCCUGUCCUCACAUCUGGUUUGAGAGAGCUGAUAUGAAAGAUCGCCACCUGGUGGCCAAGAGGUUGACGGAUCACGUGAAUGACAACACAAAGCUUCCUAUAUUGAUCUUUCCAGAAGCAAGCAGUUGCUUAUCAACAGAUGGUCAUGCUAACAACAAACUAUCUGUAGAGCAUCUACAGAUGGAAAAUCCGGACUAUCCGAAUCGUACAUUUGUAUUUUCCAACGGGGCUAUACAUUUGGGUGAGUUUUUUUUUUCUUUCUCACCUGAGUAGCCUAGUUUGACUGCCAAAAAUCAAUUUAAACCAUCUAGUGUUCAGCGAAAUAACAAUACAAUGUCAAAUACGGGUAGUCUUGUCAAAUAAUGAACAUCCAAUCACGUUCGCCGUUACUCUCUCACGGGAAACAUUCACUCUUGCGCAGACAUUUAGAAACGAAACAUGACCAUUUGAAAAAUAAGCCACAGGAUUUUUUAAUCAAACAUAAAGACGUUUGAGUAGUAAUACAUGUAUAAAAGAAACAGAUACAAUUAAUAAGAAGGGGAUAGAAGCGUCUUAUAUGGUGAGCUACCGAGUGGCUAGGACAGGCAAGACCCAUGCUAUUGUGGAGGACUUAAUUCUUCCUGCUGCCUUCGAUAUGGCAGAGACAAUGUUGGGAGAAAAGGCCAAAAAAACUAUACAGACAAUGUCUCAAUCAAACAACACUGUUUCACGAUGCAUCAGUGACAUGGCAGGAGAUGUUUUGAAACAAGUGGUGAUUCGCAUACAAGCCAGUGAAUUACAUGCGUUUCAGCUGGAUGAGUCAACAGAGGUGGAGGCCUGGCACAUCUCCUGGUAUAUGUCCGUUACGUUUAUGGGGGGUCAAUUAAGGAAGACAUCCUCUUCUGGAAACCAGGACAACAUCAGAGGAUAUUGUUAAAGUACUGGACAGCUUUUUGACAUCAAAUUGAAUUUGGUGGUCAAGAUGUUGGUAACUGUACUGAUGGUGCAAAAUCCAUGACAGGAAGACAUAGUGGAGUGGUAACGCACGUGCAAGCAGUUGCUUCCGACGCCUCUUGGGUGCACUGCAGCAUCCACCGAGAGGCUCUUGGGUGCACUGCAGCAUCCACCGAGAGGCUCUUGGGUACACUGCAGCAUCCACCGAGAGGCUCUUGCUGCCAAGGGAAUGCCUGACAGCUCGAAAGAUUUUUUGGACACUACAGUGAAAAUGGUUAACUUUGUUAAAGCAAGGCCCCUGAACUCUUGUGUAUUUUCUGCAUUAUGCAAUGAUAUGGGUAGCGACCAUGUAACGCUUUAACAACAUACUGAAGUGUGCUGGUUUUCAAGGGGCAAUGUAUUGACACGUUUUUUUUUUUUAAAUUGAGAGACGAGUUUAAAGUUUUCUUUACUGACCAUAAUUUUCACUUGUCUGACCUCUUGCAUGAUGACGAAUUUCACACACGACUGGCCUAUCUGGGUGAUGUCUUUUCUCGCCUGAAUGAUCUGAAUCUAGGAUUACAUGGACUCUCUGCAACUAUAUUCAAUGUGCGGGACAACAUUGAGGCUAUGAUUAAGAAGUUGGAGCUCUUUUCUGUCUCCAUUAACAAGGACAACACACAGGUCUUUCCAUCAUUGUAUGAUUUUUUUGAGUGCAAAUGAAUUCAAGCUUACGGACAAUGUCAAAUGUGAUAUAUCGAAGCACCUGAUUAAGCUGGGUGCGCCAUUACGCAGAUACUUUCCUGAAACAGACGACACAUACCACUGGAUUCUCUAUACCUUUCAUGCCCUGCCUCUAGUCCACUUACCGAUAUCUGAAAUCAGCCUGUGAAAAUUUAAUCAGAAGCCACUGCCAGAUUUCUGGAUACUAUGCUCAGAGUUUCUUGCCUUGGCAAAUUGCGCUGUUAAGACAUGUACAUAUGUGAGAGUGGAUUCUCAGAUCUCACUAGCAUGAAAACUAAAUACAGGCACAGACUGUGUGUGGAAAAUGAUUUAAGACUGAGACUUCAAUACAACUCAACAUUGCAGAGUUAUGAGCAUCUUUUCAAGCACGCCAUUCUCAUUAACCUGUGGUGAGUUAUUCACCAUUUUUUGAUGAACAAAUAAAGUUUUAUGUGUAAGAUGGCUAAAUAAAGAGCAAAAUGAUUAUUGUUA